CGCCUGCGCCGUGCUCAGUGCUGCUCUGGAGCGUCCCGUCGCAGCCGCUUCUCCGCCUUUAUCCGUCGGCGGCCAUUGGCGCGAGUGAGAGAGAGAGAGAGAGAGAACCAGAGACUCAAAGGCCUGAGCGGCGCAGCGAGUGAAUACCUCCAGCGCUCAUAGGGAAGAGAUCAGUGUAACACAUGAAAAGGAUUCCGACUUGUAGGAGAAGUGGAUAACACAAUACAGGGAAUCAAUAUGAGGUUGAAAUGUCUGCCAUUGUUUCUGGGACUGUUGCUCAUAACAGCAGUCGUCUGGGCUGAAGAAGAGGAGGAAGAUGGAGAAGUGGAUGUGGAAGAGCUUGAAGAAAAGAACACUGAAAGUGAAACAAAGACUAGUAAAGCUACAUUGAAUAUGAACUACAAGACUCCUGUCCCUACUGGAGAGGUUUACUUCGCUGAAACAUUUGAUGGAGGGAAUUUAGAGGGAUGGGUAUUGUCCAAAACAAAGAAAGAAGAUGUAGAUGACGAUAUUGCAAAAUAUGAUGGAAGAUGGACGGUAGAGGAAUUGAAGGAAAAUCAAGUGUCUGGAGAUAAAGGUCUGGUGCUGAAAUCAAAAGCAAAACACCAUGCUAUUUCAGCUUUGCUGAAGAAGCCUUUUGUCUUUAAUGAUGAGCCAUUAAUUGUUCAAUAUGAAGUAAACUUCCAAAAUAGCAUUGACUGUGGUGGUGCAUAUUUAAAGUUGCUUUCUCAUACCGAGGAUCAAAAUCUAGAAGCAUUCUUUGACAAAACGCCUUACUCAAUCAUGUUCGGACCGGACAAAUGUGGUGAAGACUAUAAACUGCACUUCAUCUUCAGACACAAGAAUCCCCAAACAGGAGAUUUUGAGGAAAAACAUGCUAAGCGUGCUGAUGUAGAUCUAAAGAAGUACUACACUGACAAGAAAACCCACCUGUACACACUAGUGCUGAAGCCAGACAACAGCUUUGAGAUGCUGAUUGACCAAUAUGUGGUCAAUAAAGGAAAUAUGCUGGAGGAUAUGACUCCUCCUAUUAAUCCAUCUAAGGAAAUAGAUGAUCCCAAUGAUCAGAAGCCUGAAGACUGGGAUGAGGAUCCAAAGAUUGCUGACCCUGAUGCCGUCAAGCCUGAAGACUGGGAUGAAAAUGCUCCAGCAAAGAUAGUUGAUCCAGAUACUCAUAAACCAGAAGGGUGGCUUGAUGAUGAACCAGAGUACAUCCCCGAUCCUAAUGCACCGAAACCAGAAGACUGGGAUGAAGAAAUGGAUGGUGAAUGGGAACCUCCUCAGAUUUCUAACCCAAAGUGCGAAGCUUCACCUGGAUGUGGGGUUUGGGAGAUACCGAUGAUCAGUAACCCAAACUACAAAGGAAAAUGGAAGCCUCCUUUGAUUGACAAUCCCAAAUACCAGGGUGUAUGGAAUCCAAGGAAGAUCCUAAAUCCUGAUUAUUUUGAGGAUUUGAAUCCAUUCAAGAUGACGCCAUUCAGUGCUGUUGGUCUAGAACUGUGGUCCAUGACUUCUGAAAUCUUGUUUGAUAAUUUCAUUAUCUGUUCUGAGAAGGCCGUGUCUGAUCAGUGGGCAGCUGAUGGUUGGGCACUGAAGAAGAUGGUUGCAAGUGCAAAUGAGCCUGGUGUGUUCAGUCAGUUGACGACUGCCGCAGAAGAGCGUCCUUGGCUCUGGAUUAUCUAUGCGCUGACUGCAGUUUUACCUUUAGGAUUAAUUGUGCUGUUCUGCUGGCCAAGUAAGAAGACUGAUUCUGCAGCCGAGUACAAAAAGUCUGAUGCUGUGCAACCCGAUGUGAAGGAAGAACAGGAGCCAGACGAGGAGGAGGAGGAAGAAGACGAAGAGUGUGAGGAGCCUACGAAAGGUAAAGAAGCUGAAGAGCAGAAAGCCAGUGGAGAGGAGGACAACCCUGGAGAUGGCAGUCAAGAAGAGGAGGAUGAAGAAGCUAGCAAAUCGAAAUCUGCUUCCGAAGAUGAGAUGAGAGAAGCUGACGAAGGUGCUGGCUCGGGUGACUGCACCCUGAAACUGAUGCGUAAGAAAAAAGUGAGGAAGGAGUAAUUGCUGAGUGCACACAUUUUUUUGUUUUCUAGCAGGCGUGUGACCAUCAGAACACCCAGCAGCAUGCAGGUCACUCAGCCACUGGCUGAGGGGACAAAUCAGUCUUUGUUCCAACCCCCGAUCUAAUUUUGACACCCAUACCACCCUAUCCCUCUCUUCCUGCCAUUCCUCUUAGUCUUCCUCAAGAAGGGAAGAGUAUUGCUUUGAAGAUGUAACUUUAAGAAUAUUGGAAUAUGUCCAGACACCAAAUUGCCAUUUGUGAUGGCAUAUUUUACAAUUGCCAGGAAAAUUGUAGUAAAUAUUUGGUAACAUUUGUGGGGGAAAGUGUUAAUGUAUGUUAACCCAGGGUAAACAUACUAUUGUUAUAAGAUGAACGUGAGCUACAAUAAUACAUUUGUACUGAAAGGGGAGAAGCAUUGGCAUGUUUUAUGACUGUGAUAUUUGACGUUUGCUGUUGAAGUUUCCGGUACCAGUGGGGAUUAGUACAAUAACAAUCCUGAAGGAAAUUUUAAUGUACAUAUAAAUGAAUUCAAAUGAUGCGACUUUUAGCACAAGACUUGAAAUUUUUUCUUUCAAUGGUGCCAAUGUGUUCUUCCCUAGAUAAGUCUCUACCAAAUGGUAUUGUUACAGUAAAAAAUGCACUGAGUUUCUUUGUACAUUAUUGUUCAGGUCAACACGGGUGUCUUUAUUCUCUAUCUCCAACGUGGCACAAAUAAAUUAGUUACAUUUUAAGUAUACCAUGAACUUGACAAAACAUCUCAUGACCUGCCCUUCCUGUUAUCUAUUUACCUGUGGGGAUUUUUUUCACCCCUUCCCUUUCCCCCUGUGCCCAGCCCAAUGGAGGCAUUUUUGUUUUGGUUUGUUUCCUGUGUGUUUGGUAAAUCAUUUGUAGUAUAGCACAAGUGACAUUCCUAAAUCCUGAUUUGUCUAUGUUUUAUGAGUGAUAGAUGAAAGUUUUAACUUAACUAAUUCACUGACAUUUUCUUGGAAAAUGAGUGGCAUGGCGUGAACUGAGUUUUAUAGUUUUAAUGUUACUUCUGGAUUGACAUAAUCCCUGUUUACACUGAUGUUUGCAAAAUGUACAAUUGCUAUUUGAAAUAAAUAUUUAAUACAA
This is a messenger RNA of Callorhinchus milii (elephant shark), 3169 nucleotides long. RefSeq names its product calnexin. Gene Ontology annotation, biological process: protein folding. Gene Ontology annotation, molecular function: calcium ion binding. The record is from RefSeq and is a predicted model, not a curated record. The coding region runs from base 238 to 2055 and encodes 605 amino acids. Lineage: Eukaryota; Metazoa; Chordata; Chondrichthyes; Chimaeriformes; Callorhinchidae. Gene Ontology annotation, cellular component: endoplasmic reticulum membrane; endoplasmic reticulum. The transcript is spliced from 16 exons.